AAUAGUGUGUCUCAUUGCUUUCUCUCUAUUCCGUUCAUAGCGUUCCGCGGAACAGAGAAAAAGAAAGUACCAAUUUCUUUAGAUAGUCAUGGCUUCCACCUUCGACGCCUUCACCGUCGACGACGACCACUUCGCCGCCCCCGCCGCCGCCGACACCUUCUCUGGCUACCCCGACUUCUCCUCCUUCCCCUCCGACGACGUCCCCGUCGAUUACGCCGACACCGCGGCGUCGCCGGAGAUCUUCGGAUUCAGCGAUCCCGGUCCAGUUUACUCCCAGUCUCCCUUCGAGCAAGUGCACGAGAAUGGGAAUGGAAAUGGAACCGAAAACGGCUACGGCGACGGCGUUUUCGUCUCCAACGGACCGGUGCUUCCGCCGCCGGGAGAAAUGGAGCCUGAGGAAGGUUACGUUCUUCGGGAGUGGCGCCGUCAAAAUGUCAUCCAGCUUGAGGAGAAGGAGAAAAGGGAAAAAGAAAUGAGACUGAAAAUUAUCGAGGAAGCCGAGGAGUAUAAGGUGGCUUUCUAUGAGAAAAGAAAGCUUAAUGUUGAGACCAACAAGGUUCAAAACAAAGAAAGGGAAAAGUUAUACUUGGCCAAUCAAGAGAAAUUCCACAAAGAGGCUGACAAAAAUUACUGGAAAGCCAUUGGGGAGAUCAUUCCUCGUGAAGUUCCCAACAUUGAGAAGAAAAGAAGCAAAAAGGAUCAGGAGAAUAAGCCGUCAAUCACAGUUGUCCAAGGCCCAAAGCCUGGGAAACCCACAGAUCUUUCUAGGUUGAGGCAGAUAUUGUUGAAGCUGAAACACACACCACCAGCUCACAUGAUUCCCCCUCCUCCAGCACCUGCUAAAGACGCCAAAGAUGGGAAAGACGGAAAAGAAACAGCUUCUAAAGCAAAUGGAGCUGCACCUGCAUCACAACCAAAGGAUGCCACCACCAAUAACGCUGCCACAGAUUUACCCCAGAAGGAAGCUCCACCAGCCCCUGUGGAGCAAUCUUCUACAUAAUUCUGAUUUUCAUACUUCAGCUCUCACAGUCAUUCUUCUGCUAUCCCAUUUUCCCUUGCAGUUCUUUAUGGAUCCUUUUGUCGUGCUAUUAGUUUCUAUGGCUUUUUUGGUUUGCAUUUUGUUUUCAUCAUUGAGGUUUUGUAUCAAUUAUAUCCUUUAUUGACUAUUAUAUGACCUUGGAAAUUCAUAUGUUCAUGGGUUUAAUACAUCAUUUGAAAAUAAGAGUAUUUUUUUUUCACUUCUA
This is a messenger RNA of Glycine soja, 1244 nucleotides long. Its product is annotated as clathrin light chain 1-like. Gene Ontology annotation, biological process: clathrin-dependent endocytosis; intracellular protein transport; clathrin coat assembly. The record is from RefSeq and is a predicted model, not a curated record. The transcript has 3 exons. Bases 89 to 1000 code for a protein of 303 amino acids. Gene Ontology annotation, cellular component: clathrin coat of coated pit; clathrin coat of trans-Golgi network vesicle; plasma membrane. Lineage: Eukaryota; Viridiplantae; Streptophyta; Magnoliopsida; Fabales; Fabaceae. Gene Ontology annotation, molecular function: structural molecule activity; clathrin heavy chain binding.